Pimephales promelas (fathead minnow) is the source of this 1775-nucleotide messenger RNA. NCBI's taxonomy places the organism in Eukaryota, Metazoa, Chordata, Actinopteri, Cypriniformes, Leuciscidae. The record is from RefSeq and is a predicted model, not a curated record.
CGAUCGGCCAAAUUUUCUUAUUUCUUGUCACAGUCACCCAGGCCUCUCACAAACACAAGUGAAUCCAUUAAACUGGAGUGUUUUGCCUCCUGCAACUGUCAAGAUUUAAUUUCUCAGCACUGUCAUGUGGUUCCAGGAAAACAGGGACCCGUGGUUUUCAUUUAGGCUUCAUUAGUUUUCUGGGAACUCGUCUUAAGCAGACGUCUGCAAGUACAAACUUGUGAUCUGAAGAAAAUGAAGCUCUGCGUGUAUGAUUAACAUAAGCGUCAGUGCUUAUCCAGUGACUUAAUCACCCUGUAAUUUUUCACUUUUUUUUCCUCAGUCUAGUUUUCAAUAGAGCACUUUUAGAUGGGCUUGCUAGUUAAAAUGACUAACAACACUGGCAAUUAAACCAACUUUUGUUAAUCAUUCUGCAGCCUGCUGACAGUUUCUUUCUAAAAUUGCUGCACUCCUCACAUUGUAUGUGUGGCAACAACAUGUCUGUACCUCUGCUCGCUGAAGCCGUGACCGUGUCUGGGACGGAGAAGGAGACGGCUGUGGUGAUCUUCCUUCAUGGCUUGGGUGACACAGGACACGGCUGGGCUGAUUCGUUGACGUCUAUUAGACUGCCGUAUAUCAAAUACAUCUGUCCACACGCACCCAGAAUCCCUGUAACACUCAACAUGAAGAUGACCAUGCCCUCAUGGUUUGACCUGAUGGGCUUAAGCCCAGAAUCCCCAGAGGAUGAAGCAGGGAUUAAGAGAGCAGCAGAGAACAUAAAGGCCAUCAUUGAUCACGAGGUGAAGAAUGGUAUACCAUCUAAUCGUAUUCUUCUGGGUGGCUUCUCUCAGGGUGGAGCUCUGUCUCUCUACACCGCCCUGACCUCUCAGCAGCAACUAGCGGGUGUUGUUGGACUUAGUUGUUGGCUUCCACUUCACAAGACUUUCCCACAGGCUGCAAGUGGGAGUGGAAACAAGGGCACUCCCAUUCUGCAGUGUCAUGGUGAGAUGGAUCCCAUGAUCCCUGUGCAGUUCGGGGCCAUGACAGCAGAGAAGCUCAAGACCAUCGUCUCUCCAGGGAACAUCACCUUCCGCACCUACCCGGGUCUCAUGCAUAGCUCCUGUCCUCAGGAGAUGUCUGCCGUGAAGGAAUUCAUUGAAAAGCAGUUGCCCCGAGUCUGACCUCAAUCUAACUCACUGUGACCCUUAGACACUGACCUCUCACCUCAGACCUGCCAUUCUCUCACAGGAAACAGCCAUGAUCCCCUACAACACAUGAGCAUGAAUAUUCAGUUGUACAUACUGUGAACAUGCAAUACAUGCAAACCAUCUCAUCUCACGCCUUUCUUUGUAAUUUCAUACAUCAUUAUUAUUAUUAUAAGUGACAACAGUUAACAUCCGUACAUACAAUAAUAUCCUAUGAAACUUUUUUUUUUUAUCUCAUUAACUUUCAUCAUACAUUCCUGUAAGAGUUAAAUCUCAAACCGUUUCCCAGUCUCUCUCUCUCCCCUGCUCCUCGGUCUCUUUCUCUUAAGCAAGGCGGUAAACGUAACAUUUUUCCAGACAGCUUUGUCGCAGAACUUGGGAAAGUUGAGAUGCUGCAAAUCUGUGUUGGUGGAGGGAGUUAGUGAGAGCCGGUGCCGUCUGGAGCGAGUCUCGUCGCGCUGCUCUGCUCUGCAUGCUGGUCCCACGGUGCAUGGCUUCAUCGGGACGCUGCAACUCAUACUUUUGUUUAGUUUAACUAGAAAUGUGAGAAAGGCAAGCUUAAAUGUCUCAAAUAAACUACUAAUGACUCAU